UCUUUCCUCAAUUACACCAUCUGACCAUAUGUUCCCUCCCCAACUUGUUUGCUUCUAAACCCAUCAAAUCUGCGCCUCUUUGUCUCUCUCACUACCUUUUCACUCUCAAUAACCAAAUCCCAUUCUACAUUACAUACACACCAAACCAAACUCACUCAAAACCCAAACUAAACUACACUGCAUGAUUCACAUCCACAUGGAAUCUCUCAAGUUAGGAGUUGGUAAUGGAAAAGUUAACAUCGUUGCUGAAGAUGACUCCAUUGAUGGAAUGCAAUGCAUUGAUCAUCCUUACAGAAACAACCCUGGUGGGAUCUGUGCUUUCUGUCUUCAAGAGAAGCUUGGUAAACUUGUUUCUUCGUCUUUUCCUCUUCCUAUUCACGCCUCUUCGUCUUCCUCUUCUUCUCCUUCUUUCAGAUCCAAUGUUGCUCCUUCUUCUUCUUCCACUUCCACUACUCGUCAUUGUGCUUCUUCUUCCUCCUCCGUUAUUCACACCAUUUCUACAACAGCAGCAACUGCUGUCGCUGUAGCUUCGUCUUCUUCUCUAUCUCUCACUGUUUGUCCAACAAAAAAUGAGAGUACUAGUAAACAGUUUCAACAUGAAUACUAUAGAAAAACUCGUAUCCCUUUUCUUUUAGCCAAGAAAAAGAAGAAGAAAAACACUGUUGUUUCUGCUUCUGGUUCUGGUUCGGGUUCAGGAUCUGUUACAUCUAAUAAUAUUAUUCUGAAACGUAGCAAAUCAACUGCUACGCCAAGAAGAGGUAGUAGCAACUCUUUGGUUGAUGCAGAUGAUGAAUAUUUUAGUCCUAGAAAAAGAAAUGGGUUUUGGUCAUUUCUAUAUCUUUCUUCAAAAUCUUCAAAGAAUCUGAGUUCAAAGAGUUUUAAAGAUGGAAACAACAAUGCUACUGCCACUACCACUGCAGCAAAACUCAAGGAAAAAUGUUGUUCAGGUUCUUCUUUAGGAAGAAAGAACGACAUUGUUAUUGUUGAAGAAGAAGAAAACAGUCCUAACAGAAACAACACAGGUUCUUCUAUUGAGCGGAAAGUUUCAAGAUCUAGAUCUGUUGGCUGUGGAAGCAGAAGCUUCUCUGGUGAUUUCUUCGAGAGAAUCUCGACUGGGUUUGGAGACUGUACUCUCAGAAGAGUUGAAUCACAACGUGAAGGUAAAUCAAAGGUGGUUUCUGGUUCAACUGGUAUCACUUCUGUGAACCCUAAUGAAAACCACCAUCACCACCAUUGCAUGAAAGAGAGAGUACUUCGACGUUGUGGAGGUAUAUUCAGUGGAUUCAUGAUGACUUCAUCUUCUUCUUCCAACUCAUCUAACUCAUCUUAUUGGGUUUCUUCAAAUUCUGCUGAUGAUACUGUGAAUAGUACUGUGAAUGGUGGUGGAAAACAAGGUUCUGUGUCGAUUUCUCAGAAUAAUAACCGCGGUGGAAAGAGUUGGAGUUGGGCUUUUGCUAGUCCAAUGAGAGCUUUUGGUAGCAAAAGUUCUUCUAAAGAGAGUCAUCAUAGUAAAAGAGAUAUCAUUAGAGAUGCUAAUGAUAAGAUUAAUGCUACUCCAAAUUUAUCUGCUAUGCCAUCUUUACUUGCUGCUAGGUGAUGAUCACAGAAGAAAAUAAAGAUACAGAAGGUAAGUGAGAAGAAGGUAAAUGCGAAGACAUGAAUGGCAUAAUGGUACUUUUUACUUUGAGAUGAGGGAAGGAAAGGGAUGAAGAAAAUCUCGAUGCAUUCUGAGUAAUCACGUGGCUUGUCUUAAUUACUAUGACAUUGGUUAUAGUAUUUUUUUUGUAGCUACCUUAUUGUAAUGCGAAAGAGAUGUAAUAUUGGAGUUUUUAAUGUUCACUAUUCACAUGCAUACACAUGUAUGAGUGGUGUAAGAGACAGAAUGAGGAGAGUAGUACCUAUAUAGAAGAAUCACUUUUGGUUAUUUAAUUAUGUGUUUGUAUGUAUGUAUGAAUAUGAUUGAGUUUAUAUGCAAUUUAAUAAGAUGUUGUUGGUUAGUUUA
Vicia villosa (hairy vetch) is the source of this 2002-nucleotide messenger RNA. RefSeq lists its product as uncharacterized. Lineage: Eukaryota; Viridiplantae; Streptophyta; Magnoliopsida; Fabales; Fabaceae. The coding region runs from base 182 to 1597 and encodes 471 amino acids. The record is from RefSeq and is a predicted model, not a curated record. The transcript is spliced from 2 exons.